AAAAACCUGCUCACGCAGGAGUUUGAUGUUCUGGAUUCUGACUGCAGAUCAGUGAAGUCGGUUUAACCAAUCAGAGAAGGGGAGGAUGUUCUCGGGUGUUUGAGGUCAUGUUUAGGUUUCUGUUGCGGUCGGAGGGGUUUGGGUUCGGCUCCAGGAAAUGUCAGGCAUGGAGCAAUUUCCUCAUCGCAGCGACCUCGGCUGCUUAUCUUGAGGUUUCCUCAUCCCCCGGCAGAGAUCUUUGAGUCAUCAGAGGUGAAGACUCGUCUCCUCUGAGUGGGAGGCUCAAACGGUCUCAGGUCUUCAGUGGAUUAGAGGUGGUGUCGAGGCUGGAGGGAGACUUCUGGAUGGUUUGAGCUUGAGUCAGUUAAGUGAAGAUGGAGUACCGGGCGCCUGCUCUCUGCACAGUGGUGACCUUCCUCCUCUGCGUGUCUUCUCGAGAAGUGACCGUGAAGCAUUCUGAUCUGCUGCUGUGUGAAGAACACAGACGAGCCUGCGUCACCAACCUCAAAGACUGCGGCCCCCGACCAGCUACGUCCAUACAGAGGACCUUGAACAUGUCCUGUUACUAUGAGGAGCUGGAGAUAGACCAGAUGAGCCACAGAACUGUGACCUGUGAGUGGAGCGACGAGUCAGAGAGUCCCACAGAGUCAGACGUCUCUCUGAUCUUCAGCAGGAGUCGUAGAAUCCUCUCCUGCGAGAUGUUGUUCAACGAGGUCGCCAUCUUCAACGUAACAGCCAGAAUCAAAAACUACAUGACGGGGAGCGAGACCUGGUCCAAACCUCACACUGUGUAUCUCUCAGAAGCAGUCAAACCCUCCCCACCUGUAUUAUCUGUGGAUGGCCACACGGUGGACUCUGUCGUCGUGUCUUGGGGUUGCAUGUAUGGAUGCAGCUGUCGGCUUCAGUACAGAGACAACAGGUCUCACACCUGGACCCGGGCUCCAGAUUCUGUCUCUUUAAGUGAAGGUCAGACUCUGACCUACACCAUCAGAGACCUCCAGCAGUUUACAGUUUACAGAGCCGCUGUGUCCUGCAGAGAGGACUCUGACAUCUGGAGCCGCUGGAGCAACGAGGUCACCGCUCGGACGCUGGACCGGGCGCCCUCUAGUGCUCCGGACGUGUGUUACAGAGCAGAGAAAUCCGAGUCUGGUGACUUGUUCCUCCUUCAUCUCAUGUGGAAGGACCUGGACCUCCUUGAUGCUGGAAGCCGAAUUCUGGGAUACCAGGUGAGCUAUGAGCCAGAGAGGAACCAGAACCUGCAGGACAGGGUAACACAGAACGUCACCGAGGGGACGGCGCUGCUUGUGGUGGAGGCUGGGAACUGCAGCGUCUCAGUGAGAGCCUUCAACACGGCGGGCUACGGGCCGGCUGCACGACUCAGCAUCGACACGCAGAGACGAGAGACGCUCCCGUCGGUUAGGAACCUGUGGGCCUCCAGUUCUCCUGAAGGCCUCCUGGUCCGGUGGGAGACCCCCGUAGACCCCCCGCCCUCCCUCAUGCCUGUCAGUCUUUUCGCUGUUCAGUGGCACUCUGAGACUCGAGCAUCAUCCGACCGCCGGACCACCGUGGACAACAUCUCCACCUCCACUCUGAUACGAGAUGUUGACCCGGAGGACUCGUAUCUGAUCAGUGUGUUUCCUGUCUACAACCAGCAGUGCGGGCCGCCUCAGUCUCUGCCUGCCAGUCUGCAGCAGGGAGCUCUGAGGGAGGCGGUCAAACUGAAGGUGGUGGGCGUAACGAAGACGUCGGUGACGGUCACAUGGGUGUGGCAACAGAAGUCUGGGCCAAUCAGAGUGCAGGGGUACAGCGUGGUGCUGAGGACGGACUCACAGACACACAGUCUGUCUCUGUGGCCCGACCAACAGCAGCACACCUUCCAUGACCUGGAGCCCAGCACUGAGUAUUCUCUUCACCUAUUGGCUGAUAAUACCUCCAGAAGCAUCCUCACUGUGACGACAGACUUCAACGAGGUUCUCGUGGUGGCCGCAGCGACUCCUCUGCUGCUGCUGGCCGUGGUCGUCUUCAUCGUCUCCAUCCUGUCCAGGACCACGUACAAGUCGUACUUCUUCCCGCCCAUCUCCAGUCCUCGCUGCAGCACCACAGGACAGUGGCUGAUGGACCCCAAGCACCAGAGACCUGGAGAGGGGAACAUCCUCUACGUGGACGACUUCCACGUGACGGACGUCCUCGGAGAGAAGAGCCUGAUCACUGUCAGUCCGAACUCUGAACCCCCGUCAGAGAAGGACCUGCAUGAAGACGCCUCCCUGCUGCCCAUCAGACACCUCGUCAUCACGCUGGACCCGGACUACGUGUCCGACGCUCCCGUGUUUCCAGAUCCGGUACCCUCUUCUUUCCAGACCCCCUAUCACCCGGUCUACUCUGUGAACUGUCCUCAUGUGGACCAGGAUCAGGAAGAGUUCGCAUCAGAGGAGAGCCGCGAGGUCGACUCUGCUUCUCACGCUGACGCCUGCUUUCCUCAGAAAGAGGAAGAUGGUAGCGGGCGGAUCUCUGAGAUCUCACGUCUGAGAGAAACCGUCAUGAAGAGUCUGUUUCAGGAGUUCAUGAGAAACACGCAUCAGACCAGCUGUGAGGACGAGUACGUGGGGAACUCCUCCUCCUUUCAGGGGACGAGAGAUGUUGAAACGAACUGUUCUCCGAUCUGUGACAAUGAUUACAUCGCUAACAGCUGCUUCACCGCUAACGCUAACGCUAACACCACCACUACGAGGUGUUAGAUCAGAGCCACACAUGGACAGUCCUGCUGAGGACCCCCUGUGGCUGUGAUGUGCAUUACAUCAUCUGCAGGGAACUGAAGAGGCAGAUGUUCCAGGUGAGACUCGAGUCUCCAGGAUACUUCUUAAGUUUCGUUGAUGGGUCGUGAACUUCAGAUCUCAUCUUAUGAUCUUUAUUUAGUCGUCUCUUUAUCUCUCUCUUUUUCUUCAUCCCAUCCAAACACGGUCCAGGCCGCGUGAGUCCGGUCCUGCUCGAGGUUUCUGCCUGUUAACCCUCCUGUUAUGUUCGUUUCUCUGGGACAGCAAUAAUGUUCCUGGGUCAAUUUGACCC
This is a messenger RNA of Notolabrus celidotus (New Zealand spotty), 3063 nucleotides long. RefSeq names its product interleukin-6 receptor subunit beta. The transcript has 15 exons. Gene Ontology annotation, molecular function: protein binding. Bases 375 to 2735 code for a protein of 786 amino acids. Lineage: Eukaryota; Metazoa; Chordata; Actinopteri; Labriformes; Labridae. The record is from RefSeq and is a predicted model, not a curated record.